AUGCCUCAGGCCAAGCGGGCAGAGAUGCCACCUUGGGCACGAGACCGAGGGGUGGAUCUAACCAUGGACAGUAUUUCUCAGGUGAUCCAUGACUGUGAGACCUGUGCUGCCAUCAAACAGGCCAAGCGGGUGAAGCCCCUGUGGUAUGGUGGGCGGUGGUCCAAGUACAAGUAUGGGGAGGCCUGGCAGAUUGACCACAUCACACUGCCCCAGACACGCCAAGGCAAGCGCUACGUGCUCACCAUGGUGGAAGCCACCACUGGAUGGUCCCUGACACUGCCCCUGUUCCUUCCCCAGCUGUCCACCCACCAGCUGCUGGAGGCGAUGGUGGCCAUGGUGGCCACACUGGGCAAGCUGGUGGCCACCCUGAGAGAACUGACGGCCACCGUGGCCAGGCCGCACAGGGACGUGCUGCUGGCCGUGUCCCCAGAGUUCCUGCAGGUGGCUGUGGGGACCUUGAUCUUUCACCUCCAGGACGCCCUGCGCCACUACCGUGUCCCCUCCCUGGGCUGGACCCUGGCCCACCUCGGGGACACCCCAGGGACCACCUGGGCCUGUGUGAGAGCCCUGGCCAGCGCCAGGCGUGUCCUGGACAGGCUCAUGGACAGCUGGGCCUGGGUGGCCAAGGGGGCCACCAAGCUCCGCGACGCCUGCAGGGAUGAGGCCACCAGGAGGGGACAGCGGCUGGAGCUGCACCUGGGGCUGCUGGGGGACUUGGUGGCCGCGUGUGACGAAGCCACCGCGUUCCCUCGGGAGCUGCAGCGCCGGCUCGGGGACAUCGAGGCUGCCCUGGAGGGGACAAUAGAGGUGUCCCCUGAUUUCCGUGCGGCCUUGGUGGCCACAGUGACUGAGGCUGAGCAGUUGUGGGAGGCCAAUGCCCGCCUGGCCACGCGUCACCUGCUGGGGACACUUGGGGACAUCAACACCCUCUUCUUCUGUCCCUCUCCUGGCCACGGUGGCCGCACGGUGGCCAAGCAGUGCCAAAGAGCCAUGGAGGACAUCCCGAGGCUGCUGUGCACAGAGCAACAUCACCACUGGGCUGUCAUCAGGCCGGUGUCACCUCUGCAGAGACUCGGGGACAUCCUGAGGGCACUCUGGGAGCACUUGGGGACACUUUGGGAAGGCGUGUGGCGAUGCUGGUGGGGGCAGGGGGGUGAACGAGCCUCCCCUCUGAAGAGAGCCUGA
Lonchura striata (white-rumped munia) is the source of this 1185-nucleotide messenger RNA. NCBI's taxonomy places the organism in Eukaryota, Metazoa, Chordata, Aves, Passeriformes, Estrildidae. The record is from RefSeq and is a predicted model, not a curated record.